AUGUCUUCAAAACAUGUACCAAACAGUCCCCAAGCUUCUCCUCUCAACAAAAGUUCUGAUAUCAGGUGUGUUCAAACUACCAAAGGAUGGGUCUGCGCUCUUUGCUUUCCUCUUGGACAUCCUAGCCGUGCCAUUGAGCGCCUUCUAGACAUUUCUGAGCUCAAGAGUCAUGCAGCUGGUAGCCAUUAUGCUUCUCUUGGAGAACACGAGUGGAAGAACUAUGGUAAUGCAAAUUAAAUCACUUCUCACUAUCAUUUUUGGCUAACCAUCACUAUAGUCAACCAUUCUGUGUACUACGAGGCCCAGUUUAGAGGUCAAAGUAGCCUUGGUUUGAACGAUGGCGUCAUGCAUGGUCCUCCUACCAUUGCUUCCCAAAAGACGAUUGCCAACAAAGCUGGUGUUCUAAAACGCAAGUACCCUAAGAAGGCCAAACCUGUAGUUGAAACUGCUUUCGAUCUCAUGGAAACCAUGAUCAAUUUCGACGGUAAAACAGAUGCCAAAGAUAGGAUCAAAGGUUUUGCUCCUCCUGGUGGCAACCGGGAUGAAGGCAGUGAGAUGAGUGAUGUUGAGUCUGCACCAACUACCCUACAAGCUUACAUUGGCUCCCUCUCCAACCUAUCUACUGCUCAACAUCAACUUUUCAGACAGCCAAUGAAUUCAGCACAUAUUGCAGAACCAUUGAAUUCUUUACAAACCGGCACUGGCCCUUUUUAUAAUCAAUUUGUUGCUCAAAACCAAUUCAGCAUGCAUUCUAUGGAGGUAUCUCAGGUUGACACAACUAAAGCUACUCCUCACACUGGCGAUGGCUCUUACUGUGACACAUCCACUGCUAACUAUGGCAUGCAUCAAGCGGGUGUAUUCCAAGUGGGUGCAUCACCAAUCAACAACCCAUCUACUACUAAUCUCCAUUUCGGCACGGAUUCAAUGGAUAUACCUCAAGCUACCUCGUCACCUAGCAAGCCAUCCCGCAAGAAGGCUGCUUCUUCUAAGAAUCCUCUCCGCCAACGCUUAAGUGAAAAUCCCUCAUUCGAGUCCGCCGUCUCUGUUCAUGGUCUUGCUCGAGUUCAAGCUGCGGGUAACGUGGGUCUUCAGCGGUAUCUUGACAGGCAAGCUCGUGGUCUUCCACGCGCAUCCAACAUUCCACUACCAUUGGCUUCGUCCCCUCCUCGCAAUAGCACUAUGGGUCUUCCUCUUACUGCCGCAAAUUACGCUGCUGCUGGUAUGCCAAAUAUUCAUGUUGAGAAGGCUGUGAGACGUACCAAGAAGGUUGAUCGUCGUCGUCAAGUAUCUCUUUCCCUCAGUAAUAUUGCUGAUGUGGAAGAUAACACAACACCUUAUGCUAACCCUCCUCCAACCCUCAAUGAGUUUGGUGUUCCAACUGCUAUCUUUGGAAAAGCUCCUGGUGCUGUUUACAAAUCUCAUACAUACAAAUCUAUCUAUGCAGAGUCGACUCCUCCUAAGGAACAUCUUCCUUCUGAGGCUUCCUUCUUUGACUUCUCCUUCUCUGAACCAUCAGAGGUUCCUACAAAAAACGAGGUUGUUCAACAGGAUCCUUGGUGUCAAUUAGGCACAAUUGGCACGUUUGACCAUGGUCCAAACACUGAUUUCACGGACUCUUUUGUCUCUGGACUCCUGAACGAAACCUUCGGAGCUUACAGUGGCGAGCACCAGAACAUCACUAAACAUUCCGACCGCAAUACAUCCCGCACUUUGGAACCAGACCAAUUACUCAAUGAUAUGGGUCUUGGUAGAAUUUCCGAAGAUUUCGACUUUAAUGCAUUUAUCGCCGACCCCAAGUACAAUUUUGACGGCGUUUCAACAGUCAGCAAUACAAUCCCACAACAAAGCACCGGUAACUUCAACGAGUCCUUUGCCACCGCCGAUAUUCCAAAGCAAAGCCCCGUCCCACAGCACAAUGCAGCUAAAUCCGAAGACUUUUUCUCCGCUGCUGGAAUUCCGAAGACACAUGACUCUGAACUCCACGCUUUGUUCUGCUUUAGUAAUCCUUCUUCUCCUACAAAUACAAACCAUAACUUCGGAGUUUUCCAUACUACUUCUUUGGAGUAUGGUGCUGCAGGUCUAGAAGCUGUGAGGACUGCUCAAGCUGCUGUUUCUGCUGGCAAGUCUUUAUAUCCACCUCGUUGGACCGCUUCUUCUCCUGCUAUUGUAGAUUCUUCUACUAGCGCUACCCUGGCUUCUUCUCAUUUAGUUGAAGCUUCGUCGGCACAUAAUGAUGCUAUUCAAGUUUCUGAAGAUCUUCCCUUGGCUAUCUCGACCCCUUCGUCUCAUGUUGCCGAGUCUUGGUCUCUGGUUGAAAUUCCUCAGGCUAUUGAGUCCCCUACUGCUGCUGCUGCUGAAUCUGUUGCAGUUUUUGAGUCUCUUCAUGCUGUUGAAUCAGCUGUUCCUAUUCAAGUUCCUACAAUCCCUGCCAUGUCAGCUCCAGAAACAGCUUAUAUGAUCACAGGGCAACAAAAUGUAUUAGCAGCAAUGAGCAAACGACAAGUUUCUGCGAUUAAGAACUUGACAAAUCAGCUUGCUCAGCAAAAUGCCAAGACAGCAGCGACCACUACCACUAAAGAGCCUGCCGUCAAGCAAACUGUCGUCGUCAGAAAGCCUCACAUCAAUACUGAGAAGCUUGUUGUUCCUGCUGAGUUACCCUCAGCUUACUUUACCAACGCCGCAGUGUACCAUAGUAGAAAGGCCAUUGUUGCUACUAAAAACGUCACCAGUGCAACGCGACGAGCUCGUGUUUCUAGACAAGGAGCUAUAUCUUCCGAGCCUGCUCUUACUCCUAGGAAGCGAGCUGCUUCUCCUGAGGAGGAGCCUUCUGGUGAUAGAAAGUGA
Sclerotinia trifoliorum is the source of this 2844-nucleotide messenger RNA. Lineage: Eukaryota; Fungi; Ascomycota; Leotiomycetes; Helotiales; Sclerotiniaceae. The record is from the annotation of a GenBank genome assembly.